AUGGCAGGAAAGAUAGAUCAGCAUCCAAGUCCAGAUCACAUUCACCCCGAGCUCGAUCAUACAGCAAGUCCAGAUCACGUUCAAGGUUGGUAAAAACCUGUGCUUAUCAAAUGUAAUUUUAAUGUAAUAUGACUCACUUUUCUGCUGUAUAGACCUGCAUGACCUAAUUAGCCUUUCUCACACUUGGUUUAUCCGCCAUUUUUGAAGUACUGCGUGAGAGUGUACGCACAGCAAAAUUCAACUUUUCAUCACCAACGCAGGUUCAAGGUGCAAAAUGAUCUCCCACACCCCUUAAAAUCCGGCCAUGCUUUUUAUCACUAUAGUUGUGUGUAUGAUGGUAAAUUUACAGUUAACAAAGGAUGAAUGACGGAUUGGCCAGUGUGAGAAAGGUUAAUUGUUUCGUAUUAAAUCCUAGGUCUCGUUCAUACAGUCGUUCAAAGUCACGGUCUCGUUCACCACGAAGAUCUCGGUCCGGUUCACGUUCUCGACACUCGCGAUCAAAAAAAUAUUCCCGAUCAAGAUCUAAAAGUCCUUACUACAAGAGAAGGUAAGUUUUAACAAAUUUAUUGACUUAUUGUAGUCUUAUUUUUGUUAUAUGAUUUAACAGCAGGUAGAUUUAUGUUCUAAACUUAUAAUUGAUGGUUCUUUUGCAAUAGAUCUUCACCAUUUUCAAGACGCCGAAGACAUUAUGGAAACAGGGUAAUUAUUACUGAUCUUGCAUGUAAUUUUGCCCUGUAUUUUACCUAUGAACCUGCAAUACCUCCCCCUUCAUAAAUGUAAAAUUGUCUGCUACUCUCAAACAAUGCUCCUAUGUUAUUAAAUACAGGAUGACCCACCAAGGUCAAACUGUCUUGGAAUAUUUGGACUGAGUCUUUACACAACAGAAAGAGACCUAAAAGAUUUUCUUGAAAAAUAUGGAACUGUUGACUCAUGCCAAUUGGUUUAUGAUCAUCAGGUGAGUUUCAUCCGAAAUAUUGGCUUUCUGCAGUGCCGUCCUUGACUAACAUAUAGUUAACUUGUGAGUACUUGAAACAGUCAAGCAUACUUGUUUGUAUUGCUACUUGUGUGAAUAUUUCAAGUGUUCAGACUCAGUUAAAUGUGAUCAAAAAAGCAAAGAUUUACGAGUACUCAAAACACUUGCGAGUGACUCGUCCUUACUACAGUAUGAUAGCUACUCUUCUCAACUGUAUAUGUAUGUUACGUCAGGAUAGAAUGUUUUAAAUCAAACAUUCUAAAUACCACUUAUUUCUCAUUUAGUCUGGAAGAUCAAGAGGGUUUGCAUUUGCAUAUUUCCGUGAUGAAGAAGAAGCUGCGAAGGUAAGUCUUUGAAAAAAUGUUGCAAACCAUAUACUUGGUAAUUAUAAGUUAACACAUAUCCUGUACAGUAAACGUUUCAAGAGGGCCCCCUAUACUUUUUGCGUGAAGCGUGAUGGGCUUAUUUUACUUAGCCGUGAAACGUGAUCGAUGAUUUUCUUAGUCCGUGAUUCGUGAUAGUAUGACUUCCAAUCUUUUUACGUGCACGUGAAGGAAAGAUUCGAAUUAACCGUGACCCGUGAAUGGCAGAUAGAAAUAUGCGUGAUUCGUGAAUCAUCUGUUUUGUGUGAUCAGCUUUCCAAGGUAUAAAUACGGUUUGUUGCUGUUUUUUGAAGUACUUGAUGUACAGGAGCCUGUUUUCGACAUAGUUGGAGGUUUGAAAGCAUGUCGAGGUAAGUACAGACGAGUAUGGGGCGCCAAACCUGACAAAAUAAAAAUGGUUCGUGAUAUAAAGUAUGCUAAAAUUUACCCCUCUGAGUCCUCUGAUAUAAGAUAUGAUACGCGAGGUAGCUCGUGAUAUAAAGUAUAACUUAUGUACACAUCAAUAUAUAGGAUAUAACCUUACUGACCCAAUAUACAGAGUAUACCUUAACUGUCCGCGAUAGGGGUUAUAGAAAUAGACUGGGGCGAGUUUUUAAUUAUUCAUGUACUGCCAUUUUAUUCAUGUACUGCCGGCUUUGAAAUUUAAUCAGGAAAAUUAAUCAGUAAUAAAUUAACGAAAUGAGUUAACGCGGGAAAUGUAGUAAAUAGAUUAGCAGAUAUUUUAGCAUAAUGGCGGAAACUUAAAUGGCGUUCAGUGGAGAAAGCUCGUCAACUUCGGCGCCUGUAACUGUUGAUGAUACUAAUAAUAUGAGGACAAGUGUUAAUAAUGUGGUGAAUCACCCACAAUUUCGCCCACUUUUGAACGAUGCAGUCGGAAGCCGGAAGUGAAUUUUAAAAUGGCUGACAUGAAUAAUUAAAAACUCGCCCCAGUCUAUUUCUAUAACCUAUAUCGCGGACAGUUAAAGUAUACUUUGUAUAUUGUGUCAUUAAGGUUAUAUCCUAUAUAUUGAUGUGUACAUAAGUUAUACUUUAUAUCACGAGCUACCUCGCGUAUCAUAUCUUAUAUCAGAAGGGUAAAUUUUAAUAUACUUUAUAUCACGAACCAUUUUAUUUUGUCAGGUUUGGCGCCCCAUAGACGAGUACAAUGAUUCUACAAUUAAGGAAGACAUCCUAUAAUAAUUCGUGAAUUUUGUUUUAUUUUUACGUGAAUCGUGAUCGCUUCGAUUUUUCCGUGAACGUGAAGGAAUUUUUUCAAUUUUUCGUGACUCGUGAAAAGGCAAAAUUUUUUUACGUGAAAGCAUAUUGCGAAGGGGUAUAGGGGGCCCUCUUUCAAUUAGCAAUCGUUUUUUAGUGCCAACUCAACGUUUCUUCCUUCGCGCCCUAAUCAUAUGUGCCCUCGUUUCCCGUGCAUCGUCCCUUAUCUGUAAAUUAUGUAUAACGUUAACUGUCAAUCACCACAAUUAGCAGCUGAAAACCGGAUAAUGACAUAAUGUUCACAUUUCCAAUAACAAAAUUGUGAUAUUUUUAGGUAAAAGAAGAAACAAGUGGACUUGAAUUGGAUGGUCGCCGUGUUCGUGUUGAUUACUCCAUCACACAAAGAGCUCACACACCAACACCAGGAGUGUAUAUGGGAAAACCUUCACAGUAAGUUAUCUACUUCGAAUCUACAGUAAACUAGAAAAUGCAUGCAUGCAGAAACCCCUCGCCUUGCUGACAAAACCAUUGUAUUUUCCGAACGUGAAGUAUUUAAAGUAGUUGUCAUGGUAACACGAUAAUUUUGUUAAGAAUAUUUUUACAAAUGAAAAAUGUCAAAAAUCCCCUAAAAAAUAUCACUUUUAAUUACAAAAUUAUCAAUUCCCCACACAUAUAUAUGUUAGGUAUGUUAUUAGUAAUAUAUAUGUUAGGUAUGUUAUUAGGUAAUAGCAUGGUUUCGAGUGCAAUUUGGAUAUAACAUGCACGAGUGAGUUUUUCAAAGACCUCAAAAUAGCACGAGUCCGAAGGACGAGUGCUAUUUGAGGUCUUUGAAAAACUCACGAGUGCAUGUUUAUCCAAAUUUCACGAGAAACCAUGCUAUUACGUAUUAAUAAUUUACAUAAAAAUGUUUGAGACAAUUGUAGUUUUAACUUACCUGUUUAUAGCGAACAUUCCACCGGCAAAGUUUUCCUGGCUUUGUUGUAUCACAUUAUACAACGCUAACAGCUUGAAAAUUCCACUCAACUAUGUAAUUUUUGUUAGUCUUAUUUAAGGUAAAUGUUUUUCCAUUUAAAAAGCCAUAUUUUCCACGCGAAGGCAACUUUUACUUUAUGUAGUGCGGCGCCAUGUUUGUUUUGUUUGGAAGCAAUGAAUAUGUGACCGUUACUUCUUUAAACUAAAUUGCUUUAAACUGAUUGGUUGAUUUAAUCGUCACAAUGUUUUUCCACCAAUCAGAUCAGUUUGUUACAGAUUUUUGCACUGUGAUUACAAAAAAUUGCACUUUGAUUACAGAAAAGUGCACUGUGAUUACAGAAAAUUGCACUGCUGUUAGGGAUUAACUGCACUGAAAUCAACCAAUCACAGUCGAGUAAUAUCUUUAUGUAUAUUAUUAUACGUAAUAUGAGCGUCAAUUUAAGGUAAAAUUCAACCUCAAACGCUUCGCAAGACGUUUUAAAAUGUUCUUUAUAAAACUAAAUUGCCGUUAUCGAUAAGCUUUGAGUUUGAAAUAAAAUGAUUUCAAAUUCUUGCAUUCAAACAACUUUGCUUUUUUUUUAUUUAAAAAUUUUAAUAUAAUAAAAAAGGGUAAUCAAUAAAGAAACACUGAAAGUAUAUUCUGUCUUUUUCAUUUAAAAUAUAUGUAACGAUCAGCUUUUAAAGCUAUUAUAAAGCGAACAGUACAUCAAUAUUUAAAACAAACCUUCUUUUAGCAAUUCUUUCGCCUUUAUUUUCUUAGAAAGCUUUUGAAAUUCACAAAAUCUUGCAAAAAUUAAAUAUAUUUGCAAGAAAUCGUCAAAUCAAAAAAUGUUUGCUAUUUCGCUGUCGUCAUGCAGUCGUUAUAAUGCAAAUUUUAAAUUUGACCAAUCAGUGUUCGCUAUUCAUGACAGUCCGCCAUAUUUUUGAGAUCAGCGAGGAUGACCAUCCACUCAACCACAGAGUAGAGACAUACAGAGACGUAACUGACCGUCGUAAACAUUGCGGAAGAUUACGUUAUCAUGUACCCACUUUUUUUCAGGCGACCGGGCGAAAAAUGGUCAACUGCGCGUGCUCAGCAAGUUUAAAGUGAGCCGUCAUCAGGUUGUCAUCCAAUCAGAUGCAUGCAUCUAGUAACUUGCCGAGCAUGCGCACAAAAAAAGUGGGUACACUAGUUACGUCUCUGUAUGUCUCUACUCUGUGACCCAACACUCCAACACCGUUGGUCACCCACGCCCGCGAUCAUUGAUGAACUUUAGACUUCGCUAAUGCUUUCGUUUCCACGGGUGUAAAUAGCCGGGCGGAAUUAGUACACUCGCACCGGGCUUUCGCCCGCAACGGCGCUCCGCGUCGUUGGCUCGGGAUAACAUUUGUCACCUUUUACCCAAAGAGAAUAGGAACUAAACUAUAGAAGUUAUCAAUGUUUUAUAUCAAAACCUUGUUUUUGGCACAUUUUUUGUAAAUUUAUACUCUACUCCAGUUGCCAUUAUGCCAUAAUCUAGUAGCUAACAAGGAUUACUCACUCGUAGCUAACAAGGAUUACUCUAAAACUGUUAUAGAGCGGUAACAAACACUUUCAUUUCACCAUAAUUGGAUUUGUGUUCUUGAUGUCUAAAAUGCUGAACUCCAUAGUCUAGAAAAGCUACUAUACAUGUACAGUACCUCUCUGCACGGAAUGUCUGGCAGCGCCAGCAGCACCGCUGCCAGGAAAUUGUAAGAAAACAUCUUCGCAGGAAAUCUUGAAGGAAAUUUUUAUCAUCUUAACACUUGAAUACAUUGUUUACGAAAACGUUUUGCAAGUCAAGAUUAAUGCAGUUUAUCACAAUGUUCGUACCAUUAGUACGUUCUCUCAAAUUUACAUAUACAGGAAGCUUUAUAUUUGAAUUAAAACAGCGAAUUUUUAUUUUUGGGUUUUGCUGCCUCUAAAGGUUUAUUUUAAACACGAUACGACUAGUCGUAUACAAUUGUCAUGUGGCGUAUGAAAAUGGCUGCUGACGCCACUAUUGCAGUUCAUCAGUUUAUGGCGAAAUUCGAAAUGUGACAUAUUUUACACGCAUUUAUUCGAGUAGAUAGGCCAAGAUGAGAAUCGUAUACGACUAGUCAUAUCGUGAUGAUAGGCCCUAACUAAAAAUCUUGCGACAAAUAAGUACUUAAAGGUAUGUCUAUCUCUCAACUUAGAUUCCGUAAUCGCCGUGAUGAGCAUGGGGGUGGUGGACGAAGCAGAGACAGAUAUGAUCGAGAUGAUCGAAGAGAUCGCUACAGCCGAUCACGAUCCAGAUCUCCACGUAAGUUCUCAUUAAGUACCAUGCGAUGUUCAUAAUAUUGAAAGUAUGCCUCUAGUUUUGAACCUCCACUCAAUAUAUCCUAGAUUUCUCACUGAAGUAAUUACUUUUUAUAGGUCGUUACUGAGGAUUCAUUCCUGUAUACAGUACAAGAAUUAAUUCAUUCAAACUGAUAUUAAUGUCACAAGGACAGGCAUUAUGGUAAAAGCUUUUUUGCCUCAGCAUGUAUCUGCAGUAUACUGUACUUUUGACUUUGCAUAGAUAUAGAGACAUUGCUGCUUUGGUUGCUUCAUUUGCAUUUUCUGCUGUGUUUCUGGUAUUUUGACAUUAAUUUUAUGUUCUACAAAGUCUGUAGUUUAAAUCAUUGUGAUAGUUUUUAAGUGUAAUAUAUUUAAUAUCUCUCCAGCUUUUAUAAGCAUCAUAGGCGGACACGUAUGUAUUAAAUACCUUUAUACCUUUGUUUGGAAAAUGGGGCCAUAUAUUUUACAUAAUUCAGACAACUUUGAUUCUGUCUACCAUCAGUUAUUGUGUUGUAUGGAAUCACGUGAAGGGCAUGAUGCUCUAAUCUGCCAAACGGUGCAGGUUUCUUUUCAUUGGUUUAUUCCAUCUUCAUUGUCUUCUUCAUUUUUAUGUAAUUAGAUAAACCAUUUAAUGUUUCGUAUGCCGUAUGCCAUGUGUAUUCUCACUCGGUCAUGAACGACCUUUUCUAUCUUGUCAACUUUAUUUGCAUAAAAGGGUCAUCUUAGCACCAUAGAACACUGCGUUAUCUCCAAUAAUAUUUUUACUUUUCUUGUAAUGAUCUAUUUAUUAUUUGUCCUCCGUUAGUGCCCGAUUCUUGCUGCGUAUUCACUCUCACCAUAAAAUAUACUUUUGAAAUCAAAUUUUGGUGUUAACUCUAUUCCCUGUUAAUCACAGGCACUGAAAGCUUGAAAUUUGAAGAAUGAAGUGGGUAGAAAAUGAAUUGAAGAUUUAGAAGAAUUAUUGAAGAUUUUCAAGAAAAUCCGAAUUUUCAAGAAAAUCCACAAAAGAAAACCAACUAAGUAAAGAAGAAAACCCUCAGUUUCCGAGAAAAAACGUGAAGAAAAAUUAAGUGAAGUAUUUCUUUCGAACCAUUUAAGAAGAAACGAAGAAAAGAAAACCUAACAAGAAUGAAAUUUUCGUCAAAUGAAAAUUAGAAAAAAAUUGCCGUAAAAGUUGAGAAAAUGCGCUUAUCUUGGUUUAUUUCAGAAAAAAGAAAUUCCAAAUAAUUCAGCUUAGCAUUGAUCAUCUGUGAAGGUAAGACGGUGUACACAGACAUGUGGUGAACCCAUGAUGUGUACAAAGCACUCUUUUAGGUUUCACUUUAUGACCGUAGGAACAGCAUGAAUCGCUUGAUGUAUGUUACUACGUAAGGUAAGGUGAAUCACCAGGUAAUGUUACUCUUUAGAAUUAUUCUGGAGCGCAAGGUUUUUGUUAAUUAAACAAGAUUCCGGAUUCGGUUUAGUACUAUUUUUUAACUAUCGUCAAUUUAUUGAAAAUUAUAUACAGUAGGUUCCGUUGUUCCUAUGGGUUAUAUAUAGAAAUAAGAAAAGAAGGUCGUUUGUUUUAAAUCAUAUCGAAAAUAAUCGUCGUAUACAUUCAGUGAUUCAGGAAGAAAACUCGAAAGGAAUAAAUGUUGAUCAAUAACUGUAUAGCGGAUACAAAUUUCGUGAUUAUUCGUCUUGAUUUACAUAAACUUUGGCUUCGAUUUAACAAUGUAUAUCGCCAAAAUAGUUAGUAAUACUUGAUUAAUAGAUGUAUUUGCAUCUUCGCACACGAUCUGUAUCUCAUUUUCUCAUUUCCUUCAGGGAAGGACUCUUGAACUUAUUGUUACGGCGAUAAUCUGUUUAUAAUGUACAGUACAGUUCGGAAAUAUUUCAUUGUCAAAGAAAAUAAGACAUUGUAAAGAUUGCAUUUCCGGGAUUUGGACUAUCCUAGCAUAUACUCGUUUAUAUCGGGAUAAAAUUUUCGGAGAAAUGACGGGCUUUUUGCAGGAUGUUGUAGAAAGGUUUCAGUGAAUAUUCGCGAGAAGUGAAAUAAAAUAAGGUUGCAAACAGGCUAGCGUUGAGCACGAAGCGUAAUAAAAAGGUACUUUCAAUCGUUAUCAAUAAAAGACCUGAGUUGUAGUGCAACGAAUGUUUUGCUUUUUGUCAAAAAUGAGUAUUGUAGAAUACAAAUCUUCCCAAUGAAUAUUCUUGUUCGUGACUUUUUAGAACACGAUUACAGAUGGUGCAAGAUUUUGGUCAAUCGCUUCAAAUUUCUUAGAUUUACUGCACAUUGUUGGUCAGGUGAUGACAAAAUUCCGUCGGUUGACAAGAAACGAACUUUUGAACAAGCGGAAAAAAACCUUUGAAAGAAUAUCAGUGUCCUUCAUCGAAGAUUGACGGUCUGAAUAAUGAACCUGAACCUGCUAUAUAGGUGCCUCUCUAGAGGACCAGCUGAUGGUGACUGCAAUGAUUUGAUGACCAGCAAUCUUUUAAUUCCAAUAUUAAUUAAAAUAAUUAUGAGGGUUGAUUUAAUUUCCAGUCACAAACAAAAACUGUUUAGUCUGCUUUUCACCAUUAGAAACCCUCGUGGAGUCUGGACACGAAUCAUGAAAAAAAAUCUUGCUCCAAGAUCACACCUUAGUUUGUCAAGCGACGAACGCAAUUUUUUGUCUGGCGACGACAAAAUUCCGACCUGUUGCUUAGUCAACAGGUCCGAAUUUUGUCUUCGCUUGACAAGAAACGCGCAUUUGAAACAAGCUGCAGUGCUUCGUUGACGGGAUAUCGGUGUUCAUUCGAUAAUUUGGGAGUGCUGCUCGCCAGAAUGUUGUAUUUGCACAUUGAUUUUAAAGAAGCCUAUAGUAUCGUAAUGUGACAAAUGAAAUAUAUGGUCAUGGUUUAAUUUUUGGUUUGAGCUUGAGGGCAUUUGCUUCAGGAGAAACAUGGACAUUUCUUCUUCAUCGAUGUGUCUGUACACACUUUCUAUACAUUAGCAACACGGGGGUCUUUUAGUAACAGCGUAUACAUUGCCAGAGUUGGUGAAGCCGAAGUGAUCUCUGAACUAUGUGCAAACAGCGAAGUGACUCAACCAGCACAAUGAAAUGAUUUCUUGUUGCGAAUUUUGAAGGAAACAUCUUGCAGAGAAUGUUCCCUCCGCUGAACAGAUGUUCUCCACAAUCACAAUGAAUCACAAUAAACACGCGUAUAAAACGUAUAUAAAUCACUUCGUAUUUCUCGCAGUCUCACAAUAAUACGCCCUGUUUUCACAUGCCCCAUAAAAACCUAUAUUGUUUACUUUAAUCCAAAUGUCAAUCAUUACGCUAAAACUAAUAGAUGACCAUAUUAGGCAAUGUUGUUCUCAGUAUUCAUCUACUUAUAAAGUUAUUAAUCAACUAAUCCCAAAUAUAGCGAAAUUAAUGUACUAAAGUGUCAACCUUCAUAACACACUCCCCCAUGUAUGUUCUCGGAGAGAUAUACAUGCUUGCUGCAUGACAAAGUUAAUCAUUGUUCUUUCCUUGAAUUCAGUUGUUUUCCUGCUCGUUCGCCGCCACUUGUUUGAUACGUAGACGAGCUGCUGCUGCCGCUCCUCUCUUUGCUCUUGGUUCGAAUGUCUCCGCGGUUGGAUUUAGUGGCGUUGUUGUAUCACAUGACAAUUCGAGCGGGCAUAACUGUUGGAUCGCUCUUUCGAGUCUUCCCUUCUCGGUCUUCAGCCUUGCUCCUCUUACGACGUCGUCUCUUCCAACAACAAGGUCCGUCACUAUCGCCAAUCUCCAAUGGUUUCUGUUCUUCUGCUCGUCCUUUAUGAUCACUGCCUCCCCGACUUGUGGGUGUGUUGUUUGUUCGUUACUGGUCGCUCGACGAUGUUGUUCUCGCAGUCCUCGUAUAUACUCCCUACUCCAUCGCUUCCACAUCGCUUCUUUAUACUGUUUGAGAAACCUAGCUCUUCUUCGGAGAUCUCCAUCUUCGAUGUGGUGGGGGUCCAGUUCUUGGACGUUGUUAUUGUUCAGGAACAUUGAAUAUGGUGUUAAUACAGGCAGUUCUACGUCAUCCUUGACAUAACUCAAUGGUCGGUUGUUAAGAGCCGUUUCGACGUCGAUCACCACUUCCUCCAGUUCAUCCCACUUCAAUGCAUGUGCCAUUUCCGAUAGUUUUGUAGACGCUGCUUUGAACAGUGCUAUGAGACGUUCAAACUGCCCGCCCCACCACGGCGCACGGCUGAGGUUGAAUAUCCACUUGAUGGAUAGGUCAGCAAGGUUUGAGUUUAAACGUUCGUCUUUCUCCACCUUCGAAUUCUUAAGCCAAGUACUUGCGGCUUUAAAGGUUGAUCCGUUGUCCGAGUAUAUUAUCUUCGGUUUACCUCUUCGUGCGAUAAAUCGCUUCAAACAUGCAAUAAAGUCUCCAAGUUCUAGUGACUUUAAUAACUCUAGAUGGACUGCCCUGGUCAAACUGCACCCGAACAGUGCCAGGUAAGCCUUUUUCUCAGAUUUCCCUUUCGUAUGAUAUCGGAUUGGACCGGCAAAGUCUACUCCUAGAACUUCGAACGGUGUCGAUCCUUUGGUUCUUGUAGAUGGAAGGGUGCCAGGGGGUGGGGACUGAUAUGCUUUAACUCUGAAUUUCUUGCAUCCCCAACAACGGCUUCGUACUCGUUUGGUCAUCUGGCGUAGUCUGGGUAUCCAGUACGUUUCACGAACCUUUGCCAUAGUCAUAGCCACCCCGCCGUGUAAUGACAAAUAAUGGGCUUGCUCUACCACUUUCUCGGUGUACGGAUGGUCGUCUGGCAGGUAAACUGGGUACUCCCCUUCGAUUCUCCCUCUGCAUUCGAAGAUGUGUUGAUGGUUAGGUUGCAGGUUAAGUUGUAGCUUGUCUUUCUCGAAGUGAGCACUGUUCUGAGCAUCUUGCUGAGUUCGCUUGAUCCACCAGAUCUUUUGUUGCUCGAUUUCCGUGGUGUCCAGUGGUCCAAACUUUCGGUUCUUACGUAACUGUCGGCAAUUUUGAAUAAAUCUCCGUACCCAUGCUCCGAUUCUGUGUACUUUGCGCAGCCCGUGGGACUCCAAUAACUUGUCAAAAUCGUCUCGAACACGGAACGGCCAUGGCGAGAACACUUCUGAUGGUCACUCUCGUUUCUUUCUCAGUUUCUGGGGAAGCUUUAAGAACGAUAUCGGAUGGCCACUUUGCUGCUUUGUUUAACCUGGCUCCACAACGUAUGGCUCACAACGCUUCCUCCGCGACUCCCUAGGUCCGCCGGGUUUUUGGUCGUCGGCACGUAGUGCCACUUAACAUCGCGAUGUUGCUGGAUCUUGUGUACUCGGUUAGACACGAACUGUCGGAAUUCUCCCUGGCCUUUCAUCCAAUACAACGCCACGCUUGAAUCUAACCAGCAGUGAAUGAUUGGUGGUGGAUGAAUAGUAAGUGCCGUUCUGACAUUGGUCGCGAGGUUUACUGCCAUGUGGCCCGAGACCAACUCCAGUCGCGGGAUUGUCAGGUUCCGUUUCGCGAGACGGGAUCUUGCUCACACAAGACCUUGUGUCGUCCUCUGCUCUUGCUCGACCACGGCGUAGACCGUCGCUGAUACACCAUCUUUACUGGCAUCACCAAAGGCGUGAAGCGUGACUUCCUUUAUUGGUUGUAGGUAUGGAGCUAGUGUUCGCGGAAUUGUGA
Molecule: messenger RNA, 11461 nt
Organism: Paramuricea clavata
Lineage: Eukaryota; Metazoa; Cnidaria; Anthozoa; Malacalcyonacea; Plexauridae
Source: the annotation of a GenBank genome assembly